GAUAGAUGUCAGUUUAGUCAGUUCGUUUCCCCGUUUUCCCCAGUGGCUACACCAAAGAUCAGCACAAGAUUCGAUUAGAAAUGUCCCGUCAGGCCAAGCAUGAGAUGCCGUCUAAGGAUCAAGGUGAACCUGGCUCAGGUGGGGAUCGCAGCAAGAAAGUAGGAGGUUCUAGAUCUAAGCAGUCCUCCGAUCAGUACCUCCAGAGGAAGAGCUACAGUCGCUCCGACCAGGAUUCUUCAGGUCACAAAUAUUCCAGCAGGAUUAAGGGAAAUUUCUCUCAGAGGACCAGAGAACACAGCAACCACUCAAAGGAACACAAGUACUCAGACGAAGAGAUCGACGAGGAGCCCAAGGACACAGAAUGCAUUUCAAGUGAGUCCCAAUCUCGGUCCCAUCCAAGCCAACUGUCCACCGACCGCUCCAAGAGCUUCAGCCAGAUAUACAGCGAAAUCUUCGAGGAGUCUAAGGAACGACAACAGAAGGCAGAGCGGGCCUGUCGGACCUACUGCAUCAACGCAUCUAAGCUGCACAGGAGCUUUGAGGCAUCCGGUUCCAGGGGACCAGGAAGUGGGAACUACGAGAGCAGUCUGGAAUCGGAGUGUUCCAGUAACUGGGAAAGGGAAUACCGGGAGUACGAAAGUUCAUCGAUAGAAGAACCUGACUUCGAUGGGCAGAGAAGACACCAAAAAGAUUUUAAGUCAAAACCAAUCAAAGGGCCUUCCAAUAAAACGGAGCCCCGAGAAAGGUUCUGCUGUGAGUUAAAUCAAGGUUCGAGGAAUUCGUAUUCCUAUCCUUCCGAUAAUAGGUAUUCCGAAGAUACAUCCAAAGCCAAACAAAAAGCCAGAUCCUGCGUAUGUGCUCUGGAGUCUUCGGUUUGCAGUCUCUGCUCUGCGUGUUCCAGAUCGAGAAAAUACCACUCUGAGGGCUACAGAACGGAGGUGACUGAUGGAUCCGAUUACCCUGGCGACUGCAGGAGUGUCAUUCCUACUACUGCGACAUCGCAAUCUCGCUCACAAAGAGAUUAUCUUUCGAGCUGCAGCACACGCCAUCGUCAUCAUCAUUAUUGUCGCCAGAGAAGUGAGCCCAAGACGUAUCAAGAUCGUGGAAAUAGUCCCAUUAACAUCAAAACCAGGCGGAAGACACACGACUACCAGGGAAUUCCCUCUGAAACUGGCAGCGCGAAGGUGAGGGUGAGGGAUUCCCUCAGCAGUUCAAGAGCCUCCAUCGGCGUGCAAUAUCCCAGUGAAGAUGAGACCGAGGACUGGGCUGACGAAGGGUCUGGUGGUUGUCGGUACAGCACCCAUGGUGCUAAUGAAUGUGAAAGUUUGAAAGACAGUUGGUCCAGUGAUAAGGAAGAGAAUGCAUCGGGUGUCAAUGUAGUUCACAGUGACUAUGACGAAAGCCUAAUGUUGCCGGGAGAUUCCAAUCUUCAGGAUAUCGACAUAAACGAUGACUACAGAAAACCGACAAAUGAAGAUGGUCGAAGUGUCAACACUGAAGCGGCAUGCCACAUCUGUAACGAUCUUGAUCAGUUUGUGUCCGAUGACGAACUAAGCAGUCCCGAUGGGAUCAAGGAAUAUGACAAUGCUGAUGAACAAGAUGACGGCUAUAGCCACGAGCCUGAAAUGUACGAUGAAAACGAAAAGCUUUCUGAUGAAAAUGAGAAAGGCAGCUCUGAAGAAGGAAAUCAACUUAGCAAAGACCAAGGCCAUCUGGUCUGUGUUGAUGGUGAACAACCUUUAAGCCACCAAGAUGGAGCAAAUGCGUCUUCAAAAAAGGUAGACAAAUCCAAAAGCUUUCUCAGCCUUAAAAUAUACAAUGCUGAUGAGGCCCUGAUGGAGAUCCCUGAGAAUUUUAAGGGUCCUGCGAUCAUUCUGGAUGAUGAUGCCGACUUCUUGGACAUCACAUUGACCGAUGACGAGGAGAAGAUCCAUGCUAAGCUGAUGGCAGCAGCACUAACCACCAGGAAGAGCACCAGCUCCAUCAGCGCCAACAGCAGUCUGAGGUCCCGUCGGUCCCUUUCUCCCUGCAUGCUUAACUACAAGCCCAGCGUGAUCUUCACCCGCCGAUCGGAGGUGGUCAAAGAUGAGAGUGUUCCCAGGCGGACCGAUCGCGUGGCCCUUCUGGCCGAGGAAUUCCUGCGGAGACUUAGUGAAAAUUCAGCUCGGAAUUCCGAAUGGCAGCCCUUAGUAAAGGAGGACUGCGCUACGGAUUCAAAUGAGCAAAAUUUGGAGGAAGAAGGUGACUCUCCAGAAGAGUACAUUCACACCCCGCCCUGCGAUGACCGCCAGUUGCUUUCCAAGGAGUUCAACAGGAAGUUGCAGCGCCAGCUCAAAGUGAUUGUUGAGACUUUUCAAUGAAUUUUACUGGAAAUGUAUAUUUUGUAUCUGCAAUCGCA
Messenger RNA from Drosophila eugracilis, 2398 nucleotides. RefSeq lists its product as uncharacterized. The transcript has 3 exons. The coding region runs from base 81 to 2360 and encodes 759 amino acids. The record is from RefSeq and is a predicted model, not a curated record. NCBI's taxonomy places the organism in Eukaryota, Metazoa, Arthropoda, Insecta, Diptera, Drosophilidae.